AAAGGCGGGCGCAUUAGAAGUGCAAGCGCGCAGCCACUCCGGCUGAGGCGCUUUUGGGGGUCCGGCGGUUUUCCUUGCGUUUGCAGCGCAUAUCUGAGCGCCUUCCCUCCCUUCCAAUGACCGAAGUGGAGACUGAGUACCUGGACGGAAAGGGCAAGCAGCACAGUGAGUUCGUGGAAAGCUGCAGGGCAAUUGUCGCUCACGCUAGUGGAACACACAAGACGAACGCUGUGGAGUUGCUUAACAUGUCGACAUAUGAGCCGCAAAUGUAUACGCACUAGUAUAAAGCGCGCGACAAAUUUGCUCAGCAUAAGAACUGAAGCCAGUCACUCCAAUCUACUAGGAUAAAGCGCAUGACAGACUUUUUUGGUCAAUGUGAGAAAUGGAGCCUGUCAUGCUACUUUGCAAAAGUAACACACUAGUACAAAGUGCAUGACAAAUAAUAAUCAUAAUGGUUUCAAUGUGCCCAGCAGCAUGAGAUAUGGAGCUUGAACCUGUCACGCUAAUUAUUUGCUUUGGGGACAAGAUUUGUAAUGCAGGGCUUGCAGUGAUACGAGUGCGAUAGUACUUUUGCACAGGAUACGACAAUGCGGAUGUUCUAUCGCAUUGGAAAAGUAGCGAGAUUAUUAACCGAGUAGUGAAAGAACACGAGGAAGCCGAAGCAUGAGUAAAAGGAGCAAAAAGUCCUUCUUGUUGGCGCCACAUUUACACCAGGCUCGUGUAGUCCUCGCGUCGUGU
Amoebophrya sp. A120 is the source of this 738-nucleotide messenger RNA. Lineage: Eukaryota; Dinophyceae; Syndiniales; Amoebophryaceae. The record is from the annotation of a GenBank genome assembly.